This is a messenger RNA of Purpureocillium takamizusanense, 1882 nucleotides long. RefSeq lists its product as uncharacterized. Lineage: Eukaryota; Fungi; Ascomycota; Sordariomycetes; Hypocreales; Ophiocordycipitaceae. The record is from RefSeq and is a predicted model, not a curated record. The coding region runs from base 354 to 1790 and encodes 478 amino acids. The transcript is spliced from 3 exons.
CCGCCAUGCUUCUUUUACCCUGGCGCCUCCAAGCCAGCUCCACCCAACUCACUUCAUCGAAGCCACCUCUUGUUGUUGAUAAGUCCAUCCCCAGCCGCUUGGGCAAGCAUUUCCAGACAUGACUUAACGUUGUAAACUGCACUUGAUAAUAAGCAUGGGUAUGCUAGGGCCUCUCACGGCGCAGGCCUUGGUGCGUUCCCAAAUCUCCCCCGAGGCGGUGCAAGGCUUACAUACCUCCUCAGGGCCGUUCGCCCUACGAUGAGGUGGUCCCCGGAGACGGUGAGGAAGACCCCCGCCAUCCAGCGCAGCAGUAUGACUAUCGAGGUCGCCCCAUAAACCCGGAGACCAGACGCAUGAACCGCGACAUUGUACGGUCGCACAACGAGGUCAUGCUCGUUAUUGGCGUUGCCGAGCCCGAGAACCCCUUCUCCGCGCCCGAAGCCGAGUCGCAGCGACGCCACGGAGAUUACGAGGAAAACGUUGGCCUUGCGCUUGUCAGACCGGCUAUUCGCUGUGUCGAGUCAUCGGGGGUUUUUGGACUUGAUGGUCUCCGCCAACGAAUACUAAUCUAUAGGCGCUACUCCCAUAUACCUUUUUGGCAACUCUACAAGGAGGCUAAAGAAGACUUCUCGGUCCCGCGAGACUUGCUUGCUGGAGCACCUACCAGCUUGCUCACAACUUUCGUUGAACGACAAGUGAGCCGACUUUGGCUUAACGACCCCAACAGACGGCUUGCCCGGCAUUGGGUACAUGAGAUUUGGUCAUACUUCCGUGUCCAUUUGGAGCUCUAUGUCGCCCUACAGCAACUUGGCUUGACUAAGAGUUUGACCUUGUUGCCAAACCCCAAGUUCUUUGUCCCGUUCACGGAAGAGUCGCCCAUGCCAGCACCACCGCCACCAGAUGAUUUCUCCUUACCAUCGAUACUGCGUUGGACGGGGAGUGUUUUCGUUUCCACUACCCCGUUCAUAGUCUGGGUCAUGGCACGGCGCAUGUUGCGCGAUUGGAAGCCCCAGAUCUGGGGCCAAAUCUAUACUCGGCUACCUAGUACUGCGCUUGAGAGUAAGAAGCACCGGCUCAUGCAGUCGCAAACAUUGCCAUCACCACCACCCCCGCCACCCCCUCCUUCCUCAACGGCACCUCAGCAGAUGAACGAACCGGAUGAUGGCUGGACUGUUGUCCAAGACUCUCAAAGAGAGGAUUCGCCUCCACCGGAUCAGCUUCCGUCGAGCCACCCGGGCCCUGUGGAAGCGGUCAGGCGACCUAGCGUCUUCUCCUCUCGGGGUGACGACUACGGUAGCGACGAGGAGGACAACGAGGGAGUUAGUGCAACCCUCAUUAGCUUCGACGUCGAAGCCACGGAGUCAACGGACGCGCCGCCCGGCCUUUGGUCUGCUGAGUUGCGACCAAGCGUAGCGUCAGAUGCGAGAGCAAACGCAAGCCAGCCUGUGACCUACCUUGAUACCAUGCUUACGAGGCUCCCCGCGGUCGUCGGCGCCCACAUGCUCACGGAAGCCCUCUGCCGGAUACUCAUGGUGCCGUACGAGGGGACGGCGCUGCGACUGGUGGCGCGAACUUGGAGGCUGAGGCAGGGCCUGCCCUUCAACGACAUGUACGGAGCGAACAUGCUGAGCGGCAUGACGUGGGUGUCUGCCAUCAAUUUCUUUGGCAGCGAGCUCCUGCACUUUGCGCUUUGCGGCGAGCUGUGGGCCGUCUUCACCAUCUUGUCCCAGCGAUAUCACAUGACGGAGGAGGAAUGGAAAGAAGAUGAAGCCAAGACCGACGACCCCUGAGCCGGGGAUUUGUAGAGGUCACAGCGGAUUAUGAUUCACUCAUGAGCACAAUAGGCAAAGAUACCCAAAUACAGUAUAUCGAUUGCUUGCCG